AGAUCGCGAAAACCCUGCUGACUAAAAGCACGAUAGCAUCCCUCACCGCGAUAUUCAGACUAAUAUUGCUAUUAUUGGCCCGGUCACGGAAAACGAACAAGAACACACGACGUUCCGGACGGUGGGGACGGUAGCCAAGUACGAAAAACGAAACUGCGACGGAUCAUCACGUCGACCUGAUACCACGGUAGCCAUGGUAACACAACAGCAUCGGCCGCAUCAUCCACUAGAGCAGCAUGUGAGCGCGCCGCGCGAGCUCCCGUUCGACUCGAAUCCCAGGCCCAAACGUGUCACUCCAACACGUCAACGUCCACUCCCGACAAGACGCCAGCAGCGAGCGCGCCUACCUACGCAGCCAUAGUACUAUUCAUCAUCCCAAUCAAUCAAUCAACAAUGAUGACCAGCUACGACGUGGUCCUCUUCCUCAUCUCCCUGCUGCUGGGGCUGGCGCUGCGGCGCGCUGCCGCUCCGAUGGCCGAACUGGGCAUCAUCGAGCAACUCGAGCGCAAGCUCAACAGCCUCGAGAACCAGAAGCGAAAGCUCAAGCGGCAGCUGUCCGAUUUCAGGACGCGCGCCUGCAAGAGCGAGUCCAGGCUGCUCGACGACGUCGCGACCUCCCGCGACGGUUUAGCCCAGAAGAGCAUCAGGUCCAUGGCGGAGCUUGAAGACGUCGCCGACCUGUACGGUCACAACCGCGAGGAGACCUUCAAGCUGCUCCACUUCUGCAGGUCCGCCGUGCUCGAGAACCUCGAGGGCGCAAUCGAGUUAGCCGACAGGCGCAACUCGGCCGUGUCCAAGCUCUACUUCGACCUGUUCGGCGAGACCAACGGCAACGUGCAGCUCCUCAGCGAGCUUACCGACCCCUGGCGGCGGUGGGCCGAACUUCUGGCGUGUCAGCGCGACCGGAUGGACCGCGUGUUCGCCCACUGCCUGGACCGCGCGAGCCGGAACAAGCGGAUCAGCCUGGACGAGCUUCCCGCAUCCGUGGGGCUCCAGGAGCCGGACCACGGGUUCGACCGGAUCUUAGACCUGGUCCGCGUACGGUUGUCCCCGAUGUCACGCUCCGAGAGCCUGGCGGACUUCGAGUAUAUGCCCUCGACGGACUCGCCGACGAGCACCGUGUGCGGAGGCGCCAACGGCUCUUUCGUGAGGUUCAGGAAGACCGGAUAUCUGAGGCUAGCCCGGACCCUUCACAGGCGGAUGCCAGAGGUGCCGGAGGAGCGUCUGGUGGCCUGCCUGGAGACGCUGCGGACUCAAAAUGGCGGGCUCACAGGGUUGCGCAUCAGCGAGAUCAGGGAGGAGGUGUCGCGGCUCGUCCAGGACUGGCCCUCGGCAAUUCGCUGACCGGAGGUGCGCCCACUCUCGCCCUCGUCGCGCUAAGAGGGUAUUUUGAGAAGGAUAGAAGAUUCCUUCGGCUUGGGAGUUAAUGUAACGUGUUAGAUGCAAUCUUGAACAAAACAUGAUGGCUUAUAUGGUAUGGUCGUCAGUAUAUUCCCUUCUUGCGCACGACUUGUAGUUCCAGCAUUUCUGCAAGGCAUUGUCCUGGACCUACUGCCAUUAGGCCAGCCAUAGUCGAGCACGAGCUUGCGGUAACGAUCUUCCGCCGUGCUUAUUCUACACUGCCAUACUUUUAGUUUGAUGCAGGUUAUAACAGAAAAGACACAAAUGCUGCUCAUUAAUGUCUCCUCCCAUAUUUGUAGGCAUUUUCCCAAAAAGAACAAUUACUGCAGUCUGAGCGCCCAAACUAUGCUUAUUAGGAGUGGCCAUUGAACAGUUUGGAUGCCCUACCAUCUAGAUUGGUACAUCAAAACACAAAAUGCUGCUGAAUAUUUUUUUUUUGAAGGAUGCCAACAAUACUUGUAGCAAUGAUAGCACCAUAUGAUUGUUUAAUUCCCCAAUUGCUAGAAUGCCCGGAUCUAUAUUUAACAAAUCGUUAAACUCCCGCAGCACCAGAGACUUCCCAAUGGGGGUGCAGCUGGGCAGUGAAAGGAAGGGGGGGGGGGGGGGGGGGUGACGGCACUGGGCAGCACAAUGGCUCUCAACAAGUAACUUAUACCAUAAUCGGAGGCUUCACCUUGGAGUGCCAUAUCAUGUACUUAAGAAUUACAACUAGAAUCUUAUCUCUAUACUUGACAAAGAAUUUCGGCGCCCAAACCAGUGUGUUUACUCAAUUCUCAGUCCUUGGUCAACGUUUUCUUUGCAAGCAUUCCGAGUAGAUAGCUCAAGAUAGAAGAGUAGGAGCUGGCGCUGGGGUCCAAAACCAUCUGUUGCCAUGUCAAGUUUCCGAGUCGCCUGAGCUACCACACCUAAACCUUAGAGAGACAAAUUGUUUAGUCGUGACUAUCGCCGGUUGGGGCCCCCUUUGCAUUUCACACCAAAAUGGCCGCGCCCACGAAAAAUUCGAGAUUGGAGUGGCGAUACACGAAGCGUAGCAUAUUUAGUGGCUCUAAUUCCGACUUCUUGUUCGUCUUUUGAUGCAGGGUGCCAAAACAACUUCGGCCGAAGACGCGUUGCCCCUGCCCGGUCCUUCCGUGCUUAUUUCUAGAGACAGGGAUCAUUGUUUUGCCAAAUGCAGUAUUCACAAGCUGCCUCUUGGUUUCUGUCCAGUACUUCAUGCUCAUAAAAUGUUUGAACAUAA
Messenger RNA from Ixodes scapularis (black-legged tick), 2638 nucleotides. RefSeq lists its product as uncharacterized. The transcript has 2 exons. The record is from RefSeq and is a predicted model, not a curated record. Bases 394 to 1344 code for a protein of 316 amino acids. NCBI's taxonomy places the organism in Eukaryota, Metazoa, Arthropoda, Arachnida, Ixodida, Ixodidae.